Scatophagus argus is the source of this 1278-nucleotide messenger RNA. Its product is annotated as vomeronasal type-2 receptor 26-like. Lineage: Eukaryota; Metazoa; Chordata; Actinopteri; Scatophagidae. Gene Ontology annotation, biological process: G protein-coupled receptor signaling pathway. The record is from RefSeq and is a predicted model, not a curated record. Gene Ontology annotation, cellular component: membrane. The coding region runs from base 39 to 947 and encodes 302 amino acids. The transcript has a single exon. Gene Ontology annotation, molecular function: G protein-coupled receptor activity.
CAAUACACCUCAAAAUAUCCUCUUUCUUAUCAGAUGCUAUGGAUUGCACUAGCUGUCCAGAGGAUCUCUGGUCCAACCCCCAGCGUGACCACUGUGUUCCUAAAAAAACAGAGUUCCUCUCCUACCAUGAGCCUCUUGGUAUCUGCUUGACAACCACUUCGUUGCUGUGUACAUGUAUCUGUGUUGUUGUGUUGGGCAUUUUUACCUAUCAUCGCCACACACCGAUCGUACGCGCCAACAAUUCAGAACUGAGUUUCCUGCUCCUGGUAUCACUGAAACUAUGUUUCAUGUGUUCACUGCUGUUUAUCGGUCGUCCCAGACUGUGGACAUGCCAGCUGAGACAUGCAGCAUUUGGGAUCAGCUUUGUGCUUUGUGUCUCUUGUAUUUUGGUAAAAACUAUGGUGGUUCUGGCUGUGUUUAAGGCCUCCAAGCCAGGAGGUGAAGACAUUCUGAAGUGGUUUGGUGCUAUGCAGCAGAGAGGGACAGUCAUGGUUCUCACUUCCAUUCAGGCAGCAAUCUGCACUGCCUGGAUUGUGUCUUCAUCACCGGCUCCUCAUAAAAACACUCAAUAUUACAAUGAUAAGAUUAUUUAUGAGUGUGUAGUUGGGUCAACAGUUGGUUUUGCAGUGUUACUGGGUUACAUUGGUUUACUGGCUAUUCUUAGCUUCCUGUUAGCUUUUCUGGCAAGGAAUCUUCCAGAUAAUUUCAAUGAGGCCAAACUCAUCACUUUCAGCAUGCUGAUCUUCUGUGCUGUGUGGGUGGCCUUUGUCCCUGCUUAUGUUAACUCUCCAGGUAAAUACGCAGAUGCAGUGGAGGUAUUUGCCAUCCUGGCCUCCAGCUUUGGCCUCUUGGUAGCACUGUUUGGACCCAAAUGUUACAUAAUCCUUCUGCGACCAGAGAAAAAUUCGAAGAAAGCAAUCAUGGGUCGAGGAACCACCAACUCAUAAAAGCAGCAGUUACAGUAAAAUAAUCAACUAGUCUUAACCAAUUUGUAUUAAUUAAGUAGAGAUCUGCCUUUGAAAUGACAGGACCUUUAUCAGAUAAACAACUUGCUUUUUCGUUUCAGGAAUUCUUUUUAUUGUGAAGGAUAUAUUUUGUAAAAACUGGAAGCUAGAAGAAAUCUUUGUGAAUAACAGUUUAGCUACCUUUUGUGUCACUGUUUUUCUUUAUCAGACUUUAUACUCUGUCUCCCAAAAGAAAAAGGAAAAAAAUAAAGAAUGAGUGCCUAGUAGUGGUACUCAAUUUUGUCUGUAUUAACAUAGAGAUACUUGGUGGCCC